This is a messenger RNA of Hyalella azteca, 2201 nucleotides long. RefSeq names its product integrator complex subunit 11 (gene IntS11). Gene Ontology annotation, biological process: snRNA processing. Gene Ontology annotation, cellular component: nucleus. The record is from RefSeq and is a predicted model, not a curated record. The coding region runs from base 56 to 1900 and encodes 614 amino acids. The transcript has 15 exons. NCBI's taxonomy places the organism in Eukaryota, Metazoa, Arthropoda, Malacostraca, Amphipoda, Hyalellidae.
UUCAUUUCAAGAUUACAGUUACAGAUCAGAUAAUUUUAUCAAUAAUUUCAACAAGAUGUCUGAGAUUAAGAUAACUCCUUUAGGAGCUGGCCAGGAUGUUGGUCGGAGUUGUAUUCUUGCCAGCAUUGGUGACAAGCACAUUAUGCUUGACUGUGGCAUGCACAUGGGUUUCAAUGAUGAGCGUCGAUUCCCAGACUUCUCAUACAUUGCUGAGGGCAACCUGACAGAGCACCUAGACUGCGUGAUCAUCAGCCACUUCCACCUGGACCACUGCGGUGCUCUGCCCUACAUGACGGAGAUGGUGGGCUACACCGGCCCCAUCUACAUGACACAGCCCACCAAAGCUCUCUGCCCUGUGCUUUUGGAAGACAUGCGCAAGGUGGCCGUUGAGAGGAAGGGGGAGACCAACUUCUUCACUUCAUCUAUGAUCAAAGAUUGCAUGAAGAAAGUCACGACUGUGGCCCUUCACGAGACAGUCAAGGUGGACGACGAGCUGGAGAUAAAAGCAUAUUACGCUGGACAUGUGCUGGGAGCCGCAAUGUUCCAUGUCAAAGUGGGCAACCAUUCUUUGGUGUACACGGGCGACUACAACAUGACGCCUGACCGGCACCUGGGCGCUGCAUGGAUAGAUAAAUGCCGCCCCGACCUCCUCAUCACUGAGAGCACUUACGCCACCACCAUCAGGGACAGUAAACGAUGCAGAGAACGGGACUUCCUGAAGAAGAUUCACUCGUGCGUGGACCGUGGGGGCAAGGUGCUCAUCCCGGUGUUUGCGCUGGGGCGUGUACAGGAGCUCUGCAUCCUGCUGGACACUUACUGGGACCGCAUGAACCUCACUGUGCCUGUCUACUUCACCAUGGGACUUGCUGAGACUGCAAACAAAUACUACCGCAUGUUUAUCACAUGGACGAACCAAAAAAUACGUCGCACGUUCGUGCACCGCAACAUGUUUGACUUCAAGCACAUCAAGCCAUUUGACAAGUCCUACAUAGACAACCCCGGCCCCAUGGUCGUGUUCGCCACCCCCGGCAUGCUGCACGCCGGGCUCUCCCUUGCUGUCUUCAAGAAGUGGGCGCCACAGGAGCAGAACAUGGUGAUCAUGCCGGGCUACUGCGUGCAAGGCACCGUCGGUCACAAGAUCCUCAACGGGGCAAAGGUCGUCGAGAUCGACAAGCAGAACAUCCAAGUCAAGCUUGCAGUCGAGUACAUGUCAUUCAGCGCCCACGCGGACGCUAAAGGCAUCAUGCAACUCAUCAGGCACUGCCAGCCCAGCAACGUGCUGCUCGUGCACGGCGAGAACGCCAAGAUGGACUUCCUCAAGCAGAAGAUCAUGCAGGAGUUCAACAUUAACUGUUACAAGCCCGGCAACGGAGAGACCGCUGUGAUAGGCGUGGAGAACCGCCUCCGUGUGGAGGUGUCGCUGCCUCUCCUGCAGCAGUGCCUCGCCCAGCACGCGCUCUCCCAGCACGGAGGCGAGGAGCUGACGAAAGGCAGCAGCAAGCGCGCGGCUGACGCGCCCCACGAGCUGACACCCGUCAGGAAGGCCCAAAAGCUCCUACACGGCGUCCUGAUCAUCAAGAAUGAUAGCGUGCGCGUGUCGCGCGUGUGCGACGCGUGGCAGGAGCUCGGCGUGACGCCGCAUCAGCUGCGCUACACGCAGCGUGUUGAGCUGCCGCUACACGCUACAGCUGCACACACCAGCAUCACACACAUGCUACACACCUCGCUCUCCAGGUUACACUCUACACUUAAAUUAGUUAUCAUACCUAAAACUUUCUCUCUUAUUUGGUCUCCGAAAAACCCCAUCACCCUCCUCGUCUCCUACACCCACCAGGACGAAGCUCUGGGAGCGCGAGUCUUAGACGCAGUGACGAGAAUCUUCAAACUUCCUUCAUCCUGAUGGGGGCCAGGCGUGAUGGUGUCGAGCUAGAGAUUUCUUUAGUUGUAUUAAUAUUUUUAUAUGUUCUGAUGCUACACUAAUCGUUAUGUGUAGAAGCAUUGCUAGUGCCCGGCCUGAUGUGAAUUAAGAGGCUUGAAGCAUUGUUAGUGCCCGAGUGGGUCAAAGAAUUGUCUAUAUCUCGCUAUGCGAAAUCCUUUAUAAACCAUCGGAACACUGGAAGUGUAGAAGUAACUUGCUGUUUCUGUAAAAAUCAAUCAAAUAAAUAGCUUACCAUAUUUGGACAAAUAAAAACUACUUGAAC